Molecule: messenger RNA, 1056 nt
Organism: Dovyalis caffra
Lineage: Eukaryota; Viridiplantae; Streptophyta; Magnoliopsida; Malpighiales; Salicaceae
Source: the annotation of a GenBank genome assembly
AUGCCUCUAGCUAAUAUCAACGACAGUGAGGUUGACAUUGUGAUAGGAGCACUUCAGUCGGACCUGACAUCAUUUAUGAAUGAAUGGAGAACCAUAUUCUCCCGAUUCCACUUGAUAAUUGUCAAAGACCCUGAUCUCAAAGAGGAACUCAAAAUACCAGAAGGCUUUAAUUUUGAUGUCUAUUCUAAGUCUCAUAUUGACCGGGUAGUGGGCUCUUCUUCCUCCAUAGUAUUCUCUGGCUACUCAUGCAGGUAUUUUGGCUUUCUUGUAUCUCGUAAGAAAUACAUUGUCUCGUUUGAUGAUGAUUGCAUCCCAGCUAAGGACAGUAAGGGUUUUCUAAUUGAUCCUGUGGCUCAGCAUCUUGCUAACCUGACAACUCCAGCUACUCCUUUUUUCUUUAAUACUCUCUAUGACCCUUAUCGUGAGGGAGCAGAUUUCGUUCGUGGGUACCCCUUUAGCCUGCGGAAUGGGGUUACAUGUGCUCUCUCAUGUGGACUCUGGCUUAAUUUGGCGGACUUAGAUGCACCUACACAAGCCCUGAAACCUCAACAGAGGAAUUCUCUAUACGUUGAUGCGGUGAUAACUGUUCCAUCUAGGGCCAUGAUGCCCGUCAGUGGAAUCAACAUUGCUUUCGAUCGCGAGUCUGUGGGGCCUGCUUUGUUGCCAGCGUUGAAGCUGGCUGGGGAAGGAAAGUUUAGAUGGGAAACAAUGGAAGAUAUAUGGAGUGGGAUGUGUCUUAAGGUUGUAUGCGAUCACCUCGGUCUUGGUGUGAAAAGUGGGCUACCUUAUGUUUGGAGACAAGACAGAGGUAGUGCGAUAGAGAGCUUGAAAAAAGAGUGGGAAGGGGUAAAGCUGAUGGAGGAAAUUGUCCCUUUCUUUCAGUCAAUGAGGUUACCACAAACAGUAGCUACAACAGAAGACUGUGUCAUUGAGAUGGCAAGAACAGUGAAGCAGCAGUUGGGACCGUCAUCUCCUGUUUUCACUCGCGCAGCUGAUGCCAUGGUGGAAUGGGUCAAGUUAUGGAAGGCGGUUGGGUCUGGUUCAUCUCCAUUGUAG